This is a messenger RNA of Quercus robur (English oak), 789 nucleotides long. Its product is annotated as dirigent protein 1-like. The transcript has a single exon. The record is from RefSeq and is a predicted model, not a curated record. Bases 87 to 632 code for a protein of 181 amino acids. Lineage: Eukaryota; Viridiplantae; Streptophyta; Magnoliopsida; Fagales; Fagaceae.
AAACUCACAGAGUCAUUCUUGCUAUUCCAGGUCCUAGUCUACUAGAUAGCAUACUUCUUCGUUUCCUAAUUGGCCAGACUCCACCCAUGGCAACAAAUAUUGUACCGAAAAGAGUCACCAAUUUAUUCUUGGUAUUGGUUCUAGCCACAGUCACAUAUUUAGCCAAAGCUGCAGAACUUAACGAAACCCAGCUAUCCCUGUACUUCCAAGACAUCUCAGCCUUUGGCAACCCCAAUGCCACGGUGAUCCCAGUUGCAGGUAUUGCAGGCAAGGCUUGGACAUUCACUCAAUUUGGCACUGUCUUUGUCACUGAUGACUAUAUCACUGAGACCUCAGAUCCAAAGUCACCUGAAGUUGGGCGUGCUCAAGGCAUGUAUGUGACAGCCGGGUUGGAUGGGUUGAAUUCACAUGUUAUGAUAUCAAUAGUAUUCACAAACAAAGAGUACAACGGAAGCACCAUACAAAUACAAGGUGUUAGCAAGCAAUUUGAGGCUGUUAGAGAGGUUGCAGUGGUGGCCGGAACAGGGAAAUUCAGGUUUGCUCGUGGCUAUGCUACUUUUGAGACAUAUUUCUUGGACAUUCCUGCCCAAUACUCGGUUAUCCGGUGCAACGUCACUGUGCAACAUUACUAGGCCUUUUUUGAUGGUCAUUAAGAAGAAAUUGCCAUGAUAAUAAUUGGGACACAGAGACUCAGUCCUUGCUUUUGCUAGCUUCCUUGAUUUGUAAUUUUAUUGCUAUUUGUUUGUUUCAUAAAGCAUUGACUAUUGAGAAUUGAGGUGCUUAGCCUGA